This is a messenger RNA of Serendipita indica DSM 11827, 1953 nucleotides long. The record is from the annotation of a GenBank genome assembly. NCBI's taxonomy places the organism in Eukaryota, Fungi, Basidiomycota, Agaricomycetes, Sebacinales, Serendipitaceae.
AUGGCAUCUACAACUCAUCAAAUACACGUCAAAGAUGAUCAUAUGAUAAAACUUGUCAGUUUUCUCCAGGAGCAUAGCAACCUCGCACGAGCACAUCCAAAUCAAGCAACAACAUCUGGCAUCUUCCCGUCCCUUGUCCAAGGGUGUUUCAGCCAAACUGGUUCGAAUGAUGAGAAAUCAUCAGAAGAUUUAUGGGUGACCUUUGUUAAAGCAUACCAGCAAGACGAUACCACGAGCAGAAGAGAGGAUAAAAAGGUUCCUCCAGAGAUCUCGACCUUUAUACGCCAAUGCACUGCGCUCGCUAUUCCGCGAGGGCUGUUCUACGCCCCACAGCCGUCGCCUGCUACAGUCGGAGCCGGAGACGAGAUCAAGGGGCCAUCUGUUACACGUGUUUCUCCAAAGAAGUUGCACGAAGUCUCGACCAUGUCUGCCUACAUCGCCGCUACAUUUUCUUCCUGCCACCCGUCGCCUGCUUCCGAACAGCCCGAGAGACCCUCUUUCGAUGCAUCAAAAAAUAAAAAUAAUCUGGAUACUUCACAAGCAGACAAUUGGGCUCGUAAAGGAAGUAGAAGACCGUACAUUGUCGACGUUGGUGCAGGUCAGGGUUAUCUCUCACGUGCACUUGCCGCGUAUGGCUUUCACGUCCUCGCCCUCGAUAGGGAUGAGAACCAGACCAAAGGUUCACUGGCUCGUACGGAUUGGUUGGACUCUACAACAGCUGCUGUGGGGGAGAGAAGAAAGGAGCGUUCAAAAGGACGAGAAUCUGAUGAGCCGAAGGAGGUGACGAACGAGCAAGGUUCAAAGACCACAGACAUCGACGCAACGACCACAAGUGCAAAACGCGAUACCAUAGAAAUCGGGAAAGGCAAAGAAGAAGACUUAAAAGGGAGCGUAUCAAAUCGGACUGUGUUCAUCGACGACGCGGAUGCAUUGACAAAUACAAUCAAUGAAUGGAUUCAAGAACACGAUCGAUCACAAACAUUGCUUCCCCAACAUGGUGGACUAUUUCCAAUCGUUGUCGUCGGUUUACACGCAUGUGGAGACCUGACUCCCGCUAUUCUCAGCUUUAUUCGCCGUCAGCUCUCACCUUCUCAGUCAAAUUCAAGUACAAAGCUGUUCGAACUGGUAGGGUGCGUCGUUGUGGGAUGUUGCUACAACAUGAUGACAACCUCGAGUUUCCCGCUCUCCAACAAACUCGCCAGCGAACUCUCGAUAUGCAGAAAUGCAGAUGGAGCUAGAGCUGACGCAGAACCCUUCAGACUUGACACGCAACAUCUGCAUCUGGCUGCACAGGCACCAAAGACGUGGUCCCUUGAAACACCUCCAGCUCCUGAGAGGGCAAAUUUGCCCUUUGAGAUCCCAUCUUCGACAGCGUUAUCGAUGCGUAAAAUUGCCUAUCGUGCUCUCCUCGCCCGCAGGCUACCUGUGGCAUAUCGGGCGGAAACGCAGUCCAAGUCCGACAGUGUGGCGACCGCGGACAGAGUGACUAGAGUGGGAGAAGAGUGGCCACCAAAUCUUGACGAUGUCGACUGGCGUACGCGACGGAUCGGUAGACUUGCGACGUCUGUAUACAAGGACUUUCCAACUUUUCUCAAAGCAGCACGAAUCAAGCUCGGAAUUGCACAACAACACACUUUCUCAUCGGUAACAAACGGGGUCCAACCUUUACUCCUGACACGAGAGGGAGAUAUGGAAUCGGAUUUAUGCCCAUACGAGACAGAGCUGGUGCAGAAGAUCCAAGUGUUCCAAGUGCUGCGGUGCUUUUUGGGACCACUUGUCGAGAGUCUACUUGUGCUCGAUCGAUAUUGGUUCCUCUUUGAGGCUGUCCAUUCAGCUUUGUCCGAGCAGCCAAGCGAAACCCUAUCUGGAAGAAAGGAGAAUGUACAGCUGAUCAACUUGUUUGACCAAUCGACGGGAAGUCUCAGAAACACGGCGCUCGUGUGGAAAGUAUAG